Molecule: messenger RNA, 1554 nt
Organism: Linnemannia hyalina
Lineage: Eukaryota; Fungi; Mortierellomycota; Mortierellomycetes; Mortierellales; Mortierellaceae
Source: the annotation of a GenBank genome assembly
AUGGCUGACAAUUCCCUGAGUCUGAGUCUGCGGUGUCUUGUUGACGGCGACCGUACCUCGAAAUCCUUUGAACUGGCCACACCAUCGACGGAGUCUUUUGGUCAACUCAGAACCACCAUCCGUCUCAGCAAGCCUAUCUGGUUUAAAGAUCUGGAAGCGGAGGAUCUCACUCUCUGGAAAGUCACGAUCCCAAUCACAAAAGACAAUGCCGACACUCCUAUCUUGCUCAAAAAUGUCCCCGACAGCGAUAAGGACAAGCUCGGUCCAACAGACGAUGUUAUCGAGUGGUUUCCACAAGUACCAGACAAGAAAACGAUCCAUAUCAUCGUCCAGCGCCCUCUUCCAGCAUCGCCCACACAGCUGAUAUCAGUUCAGUCUGGUGACAUCGAGAAGGAAUUGGCAGAAAUCCUUGAAGGCACCGGCCAUCAUCAUAUAAACCAUUUUGUCGAUUCAAAGGCUGUCGAGUCCUCUCAAAGGCAAAAACUGGCGCCGUUUUACAAGAGGACCUUGCCUUAUCACGAUAUCUUUAAAACGUGCUUUCAAUUUAUCUCUAGAAAGUGUACUGAGCGUUUGGAGUUCCUACUCAUAGUCUUUUUGAUAUCCCAUGUUAACGUUGCGGUCAAGUACAAAGAUUUCGGCACUUUAUACCGGAUUGUCUCCAACUUUGGCUUGACUUCGACUUCAAAGGGGAAUGCGCCGGAACCACUUGUCCGUCGAUCACUUCAGCGCUUUAAUGGCUACCGUCUUGCUGAUCUUCCUUUCCUUCGAGGUAUCCCAUUGCCUACUUGGUGCUACACUCUCCAGUUACAACUUGACAGUGUUGACACAACCAACGAGUUCGGAUACACCGCCGGAGGAGUUCGUGCCGAUCUCGCCUUCCUCACCGAACGUCCUUCGAACAAGAUGCGUAUUCCCUGCUUUGGAACACGUCAGGAUGGGGCUUGGUAUUUCUCUAACAGACGGUACGCCGGAUCUCUUGCGAUUAAGUUCUACAGCAGCCGUGUGGCAGUUAAGAUUCACCAGUCAAAUGAAACUUCCAGUGAUAUUCGAGGUUGUUUCUUGCAGACAGAUGGCACCACAUCCAACUCAUCUUUGGCAGCCACUCGACUGGACUUUGAGAAUUCGGGUACUCCGCUCGAGCUCAGGGGUAUCCUCCGCAUCCAUAUUGAAUUCCCUGAUGUCAAGGAUAGUAUGCCAGCUACCCACACCAGGAGAGGCCCUGUAGCUCGUGUUGAAGAUCACUUCUUCCCGGAAAACACCCCGUUAUACGAGCUGGACUGGGACAAUCGCUAUGCUUCGGGAUCGAAAGCGCGCCGAGGUGACUUGCUCAAGCCAGAUGCCACCGUCCUGAAGUCUGGGAUGGAGGUCGGCUAUGUGGAGAUCAAGACCCCUAAGGACUCACACUCUCAGUCGAAGUUUGUGGAAGACCUGUGGAGCCUGGCCUCGGAAGCCUGCGACCAGAUCGACCUGCACCUGCGCAAUCAGUGCCCCAUCGUAGUCGUUCUUUGCAUUCAAGUCUUUGGUAAAAUGGAUACCUACGUCAACUGCCCCUGA